AUGAUGGCUGUCCAGUCGACAGUUUUGCUGUUUCUAGUUGCUUGCAUCAUCGGGUCAGCAAUAGGUCAACUCUUCGACAACCACAGAGGGCCCUGGAAUGUAGUGUUCAAGCUCCCUAAAGGAGCGCGUCCCACGGGAUACAGUAGUGUCAACGCCUUCUGGACAGCCAGCGGACAUUACAACGGAGAAGACGUGUCGGCCAUGAGAGACUUCAGCGCCGCCAGCAAAAUCUACAAAUCAAAAUGGCUGGACGACUGGCAAAGCCGAAGCUUCUCCGCUGUCCGUCUGUCAGCUUACAAAGGCAAUAAGGAGGUAGCAUACGUGGUGUUUGACAGUAUGGGAAAAAGUAAGAACGAGUGGCUGGACUGUGGACGAAUCAUUGACUCCAGCUACACUGAUAUUACAACGGCCACCAAAAACUACUGCGAAAUGAACCCUAACACCGGAAGACGUACCUUUUUCAUUAAUCACCAAUAUGGCGGCUGCACCUCCGACGCUGGUUGGUUCAUGCUUAAAGAUUAUGACGCAACUUCCGAAUGUACAGAAUGGGACGUUAUGGCGGGAACACCUUACUUCUAUUACUCUGCUUCAACUACCAAAGAAAACUGGAGCUCAGGAAACAAAGGCACCGCUGACGCUAUGGUUGUUUCUGUAAUGGCCUGGGACAUGGUAUUUAAGGCGGUGGAGGGCGUGGUUCCUCCCCAGGGUGGCCUGAGACAGCUGUGGUACUCCUCCGACACCCUGAACAGUGACAACCCCUCCGCUCAGACCCUCACCAAGGCACCGAACCUCGUGUACAAGUCCAAGAAUGUAGAGACCUGGAGAAGCAUUCCGGGAUUUUUCAUCGAAAGCGUAAAAUACGCAUACUUUACCAACGGCGUAGAGGUUGCCUUUAUCAUUUUUGACGGACGUGACGCCGACAAGAAUGGUUGGUUCAACGACGACAGAAUUCUUUACUCCUACUGGAACGAUAUCAUUGGGUACACAAAGGUCGGCUCCAGCAUUGAUGGCGAUGGUACACGACGAUUCUGUGUUCAUAAGGAACACGGAGGAUGUCCGAAUGACAAAGCUUGGAUGAACAUUCUGGACUCCUCGGAUUCUUCCACGCCUUGCUCAUGGGAUCAAAACGUCAGACCUAGACCAUAUUUCCUUUACAGUAACAAGAAAACAUGGGCACUUUGUCAAGCUAAUAAUGCUUGGAAUCAAGCCGAGUUUCCUGCAGCUGAAACAAUGGCAAUUUUUGUAAAAGGUUGGCGAAUGGUGAUGAAGAUUGCCCAUACAGUGUCCAUUGCACCGGCGACUUCCGUGUACGACUUGUGGACCGGUACUUACACUCUUAACGAAUUUGACGCAGACGCUCUGACCAUUGGUACAGGCACAAAAACAUACAAGUCCAGCGUUGUCGAUAACUGGGGAAACUAUCAGAUAUCUGCUGUGAGAGUAAGCUAUUACUCGAAGGGCAAAGAAACCGGUUAUGCAGUGUUUGAUACACACGGUGUCGCUGACAAAAACAGCUGGUUUGACUGUAGUAGAAUUCUGUAUUCAUCUUAUAGUGACCUGACCCGCCUUAAGGCUGUGUCUUAUUGUGGAAUCCCAGGAGAUGGAUCUCUAAAAAGACGUUUCUUCAUUCAAAACAACUACGGUGGAUGCGGGAAUGAUGCUGGUUGGUUCCUUGUGGUGGAAGGUGACGCAUGCGCAUGGGAGCGCAGAACCACUCGCCCCUACUUCCUGUACAGCGGCCUACCAGGGCGGGAUUUACAAGAUAACAUGGUUAUUGCGGACCUGUUCCUCAUUUCCGUUGGUAAGUUGUUGAAAGUAUAG
This is a messenger RNA of Saccostrea cuccullata (small rock oyster), 1821 nucleotides long. RefSeq lists its product as uncharacterized. Bases 1 to 1821 code for a protein of 606 amino acids. The record is from RefSeq and is a predicted model, not a curated record. The transcript has 14 exons. Lineage: Eukaryota; Metazoa; Mollusca; Bivalvia; Ostreida; Ostreidae.